AUGACGCUCCCGCUUGAGCUGCGCCUGCUCAUCUGGGAAAACUUCGGCUCCGAAACCCGUGUCUUCGAAUACAAAGAGGACACCGGCCUCGUCCGCCCGUCCCGCGAAUACCGCCACCCGCGCCGAGUCGGCCUGGCCGUCUGCUCCGAAUCACGACGAGCGAUCCAGGCUCUCCUCAAAACCUUUGAGCACCCCCACGACCUCGACAAACGCAGCCUGCUGCCGCCGCCGCUGCGCUACGCCCCGCACGACGACAUCUUCUACCUCCCGCCGCUGGUCUACCGCAGCCGCAUCCAGGCGUGGGACUCGCUCUGGACGACGAAGCCCGGGGUCCGCAACGUCGGCGUCCACUGGUCCGUGCUCUGCGACGAGCGGCGCAUCGCGGAGGCGUUGAAGGCGCUGAGGAGGUGCUUUGUGGACCUGCGGCGAGUGGUGGUGUUUGUCGAGUUCAAGGCGCUGCCGGAGCCGGAGGAGGAUGUCUGCGCCGGGGGCAUCGUGAAGGUUAUGGGGCCCGUGGAGGACGAGUACCGGCUGCCGUCGUUGUUCUCGGAGGUGCAUGGGCUGAUGGAUGAGUUUUGGACGUGGGGGGAGAUGAGGACGGCUGUUGAGAGGGUUAGGAAGGGCGUUGCGAGCGCUAUUGAGGUUGAAGGGAUGCUUUAUUGUCGGGAGGUUGAGGACGGCCCAGAGUUUUGA
Molecule: messenger RNA, 693 nt
Organism: Colletotrichum chrysophilum
Lineage: Eukaryota; Fungi; Ascomycota; Sordariomycetes; Glomerellales; Glomerellaceae
Exons: 1
Coding region: 1-693 (230 amino acids)
Source: RefSeq, a predicted model, not a curated record